Messenger RNA from Ruditapes philippinarum (Manila clam), 2267 nucleotides. RefSeq names its product E3 ubiquitin-protein ligase TRIM71-like. The record is from RefSeq and is a predicted model, not a curated record. The transcript has 2 exons. Gene Ontology annotation, molecular function: zinc ion binding. Bases 145 to 1869 code for a protein of 574 amino acids. NCBI's taxonomy places the organism in Eukaryota, Metazoa, Mollusca, Bivalvia, Venerida, Veneridae.
AAUUAGUUCCGUGGCAAGGAAGAUAAAAGAUGUACCACUUGAAAAAGCAUGUAAAUUAAGUUGUUUCCCCUGGGUUCUAUAUUUAGAACUUCCGCAUUCCAAAGUUCAUGUUUGAACUGCAAAAGUAAGAAAGAAAGAUCAAAUAUGGAAGUGUCAGGGAAAUUAGCUGUUUCUUCAGAACAAGAUUCCAAUCUUUACUGCCUUCCAUGCGACCGAGAUGGUUUAAAAGAACCAGAUUUUGGUUAUUGCCAGGACUGCGAGGAAUAUCUUUGUGAGAGUUGUUAUAAACACCACAGGAAACCAAAACCUUCCAUGAACCACGUUCUGCUUGAUAAAGACAGAAUGCCACAACAAUCCAAGUCCGGGAAUAUAAAAAAUGAUCAAAUAACUGAUUUUUGUACGAAACAUAGCGACAAACUACUGGAAUUCUUUUGUAACACGCAUAAUUCUGAUGUAUGUUACGUUUGUAUGACUCUAGAACACAAGCACUGCAAAGUAGACUAUAUUCAAAAUGUUUCAGGAAAUUUGUCUGGUGAGCUUGAAAAAUUGAUUUACAGAAUGGAGACAGUGAUUCAAAAGUGUAAAUCUAAUGUCAAAAUUGCCGAGACUGCUACAACAAACAUAGAACAAAUGUACAAGGCCGUUGUUGAAGAUAUAAAAGUUUUUAGAAAUGAAAUAAACGAAUGUCUGGAUAAGAUGGAAGCCGAAAUUAUGAGGGACGCUAAAACUCGUGCAUUGACAGCAAAGUGUAAACAAGAAAAUGUUAAAACAGGUAGCUUACAUAUCGCAGAGGGAAUGUCAAGUACAAUGUCAAUGCUCAAGUUUCUGGGCGACGAAAACAAGCAGAACAAGCUGUUUAUUGAGAUGAAACAUGCUGGACCUCAAGUUUCAAGACUGUCAGAUCAAGAGAAACAAUUAGUUGAAGAUAAUAAAACGGAUGGCGAAGUAAACUUUAUCCGAAACGAAAUGAUGCUUAGUCAGUUCAAACAUAACACAUCUCUAGGAACGAUUUCUACAUACGGGAGACCUUGUGCAGAAAGUGCAGUAUAUGUCCAUUAUGAAAGAACAAUACAAGUGCAAAACUCCUCUGGUAACAGACAAUGUAAUAUCUCUGGAAUGGUACUGAUUUCCUCAACAAAUAUGAUCGUCGCUGACAAAAAUAAUAACAAAAUUAAAAUGAUAAAUAUAGACGAAGAAACGCUAUUAUCAGAGAUAAUCCUGUCUUCAUCACCACGAGAUGUUAUAAAACUUCCACAAAGUAGAUUUGCUGUUGCAUUAUGUGAUAAAAAGUUUAUCCAGAUAAUGUCUUACACUGACAUUAGUUUGUCUUUAGAUCGUCGUAUAGAUGUCGGAGAAAUAUGUUAUUGUGUAGCUUAUUGUCAGGACAAGUUAGUAGUAGGAUGUAAUUAUAAUCCAGGAAAGCUGGUUAUUCUGGAUUUAGAUGGAAAUAUCAUACAGGUGUUUGAUACUCCUGGAUUGUUUGAUGGACCCGAAAAGAUUGUUUUCAACAGAGAUAAGAAGUUCAUGUAUGUGUCUGAUUACUUCUUUUGUAAAGGUCACAGCAAGUGUAUGAAACUGGACUGGCAAGGUAAUGUUCUACAAAGAUUUGAGGAUCAAGGAUAUAAAUGUCCUCAAGGAAUACAAGAGUUGGAAGAUGGUACAUUGUUAGUUUGCUACACAGAGAGUAGCAAUAUUGUAAGAUUGUCGAGCAGCUUCAAGAAAUGUGAAAUUGUAGGAUUAGAGAACAUUUGUAAUCCACUGGCUGUAUUAUACAAUGAUAGAGAUCAUAAACUUUACAUAAGUUGUUCAUCUGAAGAAGAAAGAUAUUCUAGUAAUAUAAUCAAGAUAUUUAGUGUAAAAUGGACUUAGAGAUAUGUAACCGUUGGAGUGUUAUCUAGUAUUUAUAGAAGACAAUUACCGUAAUUAUAAGAAACGGUAGUGUAUCCAUUUCAUUUACUGUAAAGGAGAAAAAUAUUUCCAAAAGUAUACGGACAGUGACAUUUGUAUAAUAUAUUGUAUCAUAUAAUUUUGUCAAUAAAUAUUUUAAUUCACCAGAAAUGAUCUUUAAAUUGAUAAAAAAAAGCCCAGCAGUUAAUACAUUUAAGACAUCCUAGUUACUUUUGAGAUAAAAAUAAAUCAGUAGAGUUUCUUUUUGCUGGUAUUUAUGUAUAUUAUUGUAUUAGGUGAAACAUAAAUCAAGCGGAACAUCUAGGAACAGCAAAUAACGAUAAGUGCGUGUUUGAUAGAGAAUAAUGAUAAUUUGAUCA